This is a messenger RNA of Scomber japonicus (chub mackerel), 852 nucleotides long. It is a transcript of the gene alkbh4, whose product is annotated as alkB homolog 4, lysine demthylase. Bases 1 to 852 code for a protein of 283 amino acids. Gene Ontology annotation, molecular function: actin binding; oxidoreductase activity; demethylase activity. NCBI's taxonomy places the organism in Eukaryota, Metazoa, Chordata, Actinopteri, Scombriformes, Scombridae. Gene Ontology annotation, biological process: protein demethylation; actomyosin structure organization; oxidative demethylation. The transcript has 3 exons. Gene Ontology annotation, cellular component: midbody; contractile ring. The record is from RefSeq and is a predicted model, not a curated record.
AUGAUGGCUCCUGGCAGCACUGACGCUGGAAGCUCGUGCGCUUGUAAAGGCAUCAGACGGUGUCUCCUGUGCGAGAAGACCAAAGAAAACACACAUCUGGAAGCGAAUGAACCAAAACUGGUGCGUCGUUUCCUCUACGAUCCCGAGACAAAGCUCGCCGUUAGCAGAGACACAGAGCAGCCCGCGCCGUCGUCUUUCCCCUUUCCUGGCGUCUUCCUGUGGGAGAACUUCAUAUCAGAAGAAGAAGAGGAGGAGCUGAUACGCAGCAUGGACCAAGAUGUGUGGAAUCACUCCCAGUCUGGUCGAAGGAAGCAGGACUUUGGCCCGAAAGUGAACUUCAAGAAAAAGAAAGUGCGCUUUGCCGGCUUCAGCGGACUUCCCGCUUCGAGCCGGGACCUCGUCCUCCGCAUGCAGCGCGAUCCGAGCCUGGCGGACUUCCGACCGGUGGAGCAGUGCAACCUGGACUACCACCCGGAACGAGGCUCGGCCAUCGACCCCCACCUGGACGACUCCUGGCUGUGGGGGGAACGUCUGGUCACCGUCAACAUGUUGUCCGACACCGUGCUCACCAUGUCGCUACGGCAAUGCGGUCUCCAUGACGACGGGCCGACGGAGGAGGAGGAGGAGGAAGUCCACGUGGCGGUGCGUCUCCCUCGCAGGUGUUUGGUGGUGUUGUUCGGCGAGGCGCGGCACCGCUGGAAACACGCCAUUCACAGGACGGACGUUCAGCAGCGCAGAGUCUGCAGCACCUACAGAGAACUGUCUCAGGAGUUCCUACCUGGAGGACAACGAGAGGAGACGGGAGCUCAGCUGCUGCACACGGCUCUCAGCUUCACUGGAACGCCUGUAUGA